CGAGCAAGUGUCAUAUUUGUGUUUUAACUUUCCAUAGCGAAAACAUAAAAAAACAUUACCUCAUACUCAUAGUGUAUGAGUAUGUGAACAACAUAAUAUCGCUUCUCUUUGUUUAUUAUAGGUAAGUAGUAACUGUACACGGUAAAUGCUUUAAUAACGGUGUAAGUUUUAAUUGUGCGUUAUCACCCAACAUCAACAAUAGCACUUCUUCCGUGAGCGAACAAACACAAUACUCACUUUUCAUAGUUGUACAGAGCUGUGGGCAGUUGCCUGACAUUAUUCCUUUUGGUUCAGCUACAGUUAGAUCAAGUGUUGCUCCCAACAAGAAGACCCAAGUUCAAUUAGACUAUCCCCAAAUUUUAGAUGCCUUAAAUUAGCAACAAUUAGUUGACAUAUAAAAAUAGUGCAACCUCAAAAGUAUUCAGUAUUCUAAAAAUAUGCAAAGAAAGUGUACACGUUGCUGACGAGCAUGCCAAAUGGCUACUUACGAGAAAGAAAUGGAUGCCUCCCUAGCAGACGCCUCGGUUCUGGCGCCGCAGGCCGCCUCUCGACGGCACUCUCUGGUGUAUCCCGCUGUAGCCACAAUGCUGUUCUGGCAUUUAAGCGGAAUCUACGGACUCUAUCUGUGUGUCUUUUAUGCUAAAUGGGCUACGAUUUUCUUUAAUGUCAUACUCUAUAUGUGCGCGAUGCUGGGCAUCACGGCGGGCGCGCACCGGCUGUGGGCGCAUCGUUCGUACAAGGCGACUCUGCCGUUGCAAGUGUUGCUCAUGCUCUUCCAGAGCCUCGCCUACCAGCACUCGGCACUUCGCUUCGCUCGGGACCACAGGGCCCACCAUAAGUUCAGCGACACGGAUGCGGACCCGUACAACCCGGCGCGCGGGUUCUUCUUCGCGCACAUCGGCUGGCUACUGGUGCGCAAACACCCGCAAGCCAUUACCAAAGGGAAGGGGAUAGAUGUGGACGAUCUGUACCAGAACCCCGUGCUGCUCUACCAGAACAAGUACAGCUUCUACCUCACCACCUCACUCGCAUUCGUGUUACCUGCGCUCAUACCAACUUACUUCUGGCAGGAGACUCUGAACACGGCGCAUCACGUGUCUGUGCUCCGCGUACUCGCCGUCUGGCACGCCUUCUUCACCACCAACAGCGCCGCCCACGAGCAUGGCUACAGGCCUUAUGAUAAGCGCAUCAUGCCUACACAAAACCUACCUGUAAGCUUCAUCACACUUGGCGAGGGAUUCCAUAACUUCCACCAUGUGUUCCCCUUCGAUUACCGAGCGGCCGAACUUGAGAAUAAUUGUUUAAAUCUUACAACGAGAUUUAUCGAUAUGUUCGCGUGGAUUGGAUGGGCAUAUGACUUGAAGCAUGCGUCUCCUGAUAUCAUAUCGAAGAGAGCCAACAGGACUGGAGAUGGGACGGACCUGUGGGGGCGAGUCAGGGAGGGUUUUGUUGGUGACUCUUCUAACUAAUUUCGAAGAUAGAGGAUUAGAAGAUGUGAGCAUGAUACUCAAAGAGUCAAGAGGACUAUACUGUGCUUUAUUGCGUUGAGGAAUCAUAAUACAUUCGCGAACGGAAAAGCCGAGGAAACAAGGAGCUUGACUCAAGCACGAUUGUAUUCACUUCAUUAUGUAUGUAAAUUAUAGCACAUUGUGUAUUGAUGCGCAGUGUAGGGUUCCGUAGUUACCAUUUUGUCAAAAUAGGCUAAACGGGGGCCAUUAGUAAGUAUUAUGUACAUUGCAAGCGAGCAGAGAGUAUACCUUCGCUGCGCUUUGUACGUCUUUUUGUUAAGAAGAGGAAACUGUUUGCACUAACUCAAAAGGGGCUGCACCGAUCAUAUUCGCUAUAGUUUUCAUUGAAAGAAUUUAUAAAGUUUUUGUUACUUAUUCUGUGAUCUUACUCAAUCAAUAUAUCUGUGAUUUUAGUAUGGUUUAUGGUUGCCAACAAAUAACCCGACCAAAUUACGUAGGUUGUUUUUGGUAUCUUGUCAGGGAUGUGUCAAACGUGUUUUUAAUUUUGUCACAUUGCGUAUGUUCUGUCCCUCACGCACAUCUAUAGGAUAUAGCACAUCUACCAUCUAUGUAUGUAUAGCAAUGUACGUUGUAUUAAAGAGAUGGCGCUACCAACAAAAUUGCAUUAUCUUUGGUAGAGUCAGACCAAGCUAAGAUAGCAGCUAGCCCAGCCCAAAGAGCAUAUAAUCACUAUGGCCCAGCCUGUGCAAGUGUCAAGUAAACGUCAUAAUUUCAUAGAAAUUUGACGUUUAAAAUAACACUUGCACCGUCUGGGCUAUCAAAAUCGCUGCCAACUUAUCUUCGUCCGACUCUAGGUAAUAUUUAAAGUUUCAAAGAGCUAAUGAUCUUAGAAGAUAUGUAAAAGUAUGGUAAGCACAUAUCAUGUGGUAAUGAAGUGAAAAAUUGGAGUAUUAUUUAUUUUUCAUCAGUUUCAUCACACUUACUCGAAAAAGAUCGAGAUUUCACUUCAAAAAUCAAAUCAUAGACAGCGCACUUCACUCCGUCAAUAACGCCUAGGUUCUCAGCUACUCUGGAGAGGUAUGGAAGUAUUAUUUAUAGCUGACAGCUGGACACUUUAGCAACAGUUCUGCCUAUGGAGAUUGUAUUCCUUACCCUCCACCUUCCAUAGUUUGAAAUGUUACCGAAUUUAUGAUUUUUUUCUUCGUCUUUUCAUUCUUGUUUUUGUCCCCAAAAAUGUGACGGAGUGUAGCUUUUUGUAUGAAAUAAUAAUAAUAAAUUCUUUAUUUUUGUAACGUACACGGUAAAUAUAAGCUAAGGGAUUUUUUUA
This is a messenger RNA of Cydia pomonella (codling moth), 2796 nucleotides long. Its product is annotated as acyl-CoA Delta(11) desaturase-like. Gene Ontology annotation, cellular component: endoplasmic reticulum membrane. NCBI's taxonomy places the organism in Eukaryota, Metazoa, Arthropoda, Insecta, Lepidoptera, Tortricidae. Bases 477 to 1469 code for a protein of 330 amino acids. The record is from RefSeq and is a predicted model, not a curated record. Gene Ontology annotation, biological process: unsaturated fatty acid biosynthetic process. The transcript has 4 exons. Gene Ontology annotation, molecular function: iron ion binding; stearoyl-CoA 9-desaturase activity.